AUGCUGGGCGGCUCUACUCGCAGCGCCGCACCCCACGCCAAGUUCCUUCAGCACUGGACCGGCGAGAAUACAUAUACAACUUACACGCACUUCCCAAAGAAAGUCUACCGAGCUGCCAACUCGUCCACUGGUGGCUUUUCCGUGACCAUAGGUGCCGCACAAGCCGGCUACCACACCUUCAGCGGGAAGCUUGCCACAUCUCUCAAGACAACAGACACCGACCUCGAGCCUUCCCGCACCAUCGCUUGGUCCGAGCAGGUCGAGCUGCUUGAGACUCCAUUCUACGCUGACUGGUAG
Molecule: messenger RNA, 297 nt
Organism: Anthostomella pinea
Lineage: Eukaryota; Fungi; Ascomycota; Sordariomycetes; Xylariales; Xylariaceae
Source: the annotation of a GenBank genome assembly